AUGGCCAUGAACAAUGCCACAGCAGUGAUUCAGUUUCUCCUUAUUGGAAUCUCUAACUAUCCUGAAUGGAGAGUCACAUUUUUCACACUGGUGCUCAUAACUUACCUCAGUACCUUGUUGGGGAAUGGACUUAUCAUUUUCCUUAUCCACUCUGACCCCAACCUUCACACUCCAAUGUACUUCUUCCUUAGUAACUUGUCUUUCUUAGACCUUUGCUAUGGAACAGCUUCCAUGCCCCAAGCCUUGGUACAUUGUUUCUCUACCCACCGCUACCUGUCUUACCCUCAAUGUGUGACCCAAAUGAGUGUUUCUUUGCUCUUGGCCACAACAGAGUGUCUCCUACUGGCCGUCAUGGCCUAUGACCGUGUGGUUGCUAUUAGUAAUCCCCUGCGAUAUUCCGUGGUCAUGAACGGUCCAGUAUGUGCCUGGCUGGCUGCCAGUUCAUGGGGGGCAUCAUUUGUGCUCACUGCCAUGCUUGUCUUAUCCUUACGACUUCAAUUCUGUGGGGCUAAUGUUAUCAACCAUUUUGUCUGUGAGAUUCUCUCCCUCCUUAAAGUGUCCUGUUCUGACACCAGCCUCAAUGAACUUAUGAUUCUCAUCACAGGUAUCUUCACCUUGCUUCUACCCUUUGGGUUUGUUCUCCUCUCUUAUGUUCGGAUCACUGUUGCUGUCCUGAGGAUUCGCUCAGCCCAGGGCAGGUUUAAGGCCUUUUCCACCUGUGGGUCUCACCUGACUGUGGUAACUAUCUUCUAUGGGGCAGCUAUGUCCAUGUACAUGAAGCCUCAGUCAAAGUCCUCUCCAGACCAGGACAAAUUUAUCUCAGUGUUCUAUGGGGCAUUGACACCCAUGUUGAACCCUCUGAUAUACAGUCUGAGGAACAAAGAUGUUAAAGGGGCAAUGAAGAAAGUGAUGGCCAAAAGACCAUAG
Molecule: messenger RNA, 927 nt
Organism: Elephantulus edwardii (Cape elephant shrew)
Lineage: Eukaryota; Metazoa; Chordata; Mammalia; Macroscelidea; Macroscelididae
Product: olfactory receptor 13H1-like
Exons: 1
Coding region: 1-927 (308 amino acids)
Biological process (GO): G protein-coupled receptor signaling pathway
Cellular component (GO): membrane
Molecular function (GO): olfactory receptor activity; G protein-coupled receptor activity
Source: RefSeq, a predicted model, not a curated record